This is a messenger RNA of Rotaria socialis, 315 nucleotides long. The record is from the annotation of a GenBank genome assembly. Lineage: Eukaryota; Metazoa; Rotifera; Eurotatoria; Philodinida; Philodinidae.
AUGUCAAAUGAUAAACUUCUUAUUGUCGUAUUGAAUCAUAUAACUUUGAAUAUAUUAAAUCAUGCUUAUAAAUAUACUAUGAAAAAUACUAGUUUGAUAAAAUCUCAUUACUCAGGUGAUAUGGAAUCAGCAUCACACAAUCAAGAAGAAUUAAUCAUGGAUUCUGACAAGCAUGAUGCAGGUUAUCGUCUGAAUCAAGAACAAUUUGAUGCUGCUAAAGAUGAUAACAAAGCCGUUCAAAUCUUGUUUGAAAUCUACAACAACAUUUCUCAAUAUUCUAUUAGUUCCAGUGACAGCAAUAAUGAAAAUAAAUGA